GCAGGGAAGCCCCCCAUCCAGGACCUCUUCACAGACCUGUGUGAUGGCCGUCGCCUGCUGGAGCUGCUGGAGGGACUGGCAGGGCACGAGCUGGUGAAAGAGAGAGGAGUCACGCGCCUCCACUCACUAAACAAUGUUAAUAGAGCUCUGCAGAUCCUACAGAAGAACAAUGUUGAACUGGUGAAUAUAGGAGGAGCCGACAUUGUUGAUGGGAAUCAUAAACUGAUUCUUGGACUCAUUUGGAGCAUAAUUCUCCACUGGCAGGUAAAGGAUGUGAUGAAGGAUGUGAUGGCAGGCCUACAGCAGACCAACAGUGAGAAGAUUCUGCUUAGCUGGGUGCGCCAGUCCACCAAGGACUAUCCCCACGUCAAUGUGGUCAACUUCUCCUCCAGCUGGGCCGACGGCCUGGCCUUCAACGCACUCAUCCAUAGCCACAGGCCCGAGCUGUUUGAUUGGAGCAUUGUGGAGAAGCAGAAGAGUGCCAUGGAGAGAUUGGAUCACGCCUUCAGCAAAGCUGAGCAAACCCUGGGCAUAGACAGACUGCUGGACGCUGAGGAUGUGGCGGUGCUGCACCCUGAUAAGAAGUCAGUCAUCAUGUACAUAACGUCUCUGUUCCAAGUGCUGCCUCAGGGCGUAACCAUGGAGGCCAUCCAGGAAGUAGAGACUCUGCCUCGGACCAUCGUCAAGCAGGAGGAACACUUCACCAUCCAGACCCAACAACGCUACUCCCAACAGAUCACAGUGAGUGUGUCUCAGGGGCGGGUUCGUACCCCCUCCCCCUCUCCUAAACCUCACUAUGAAAGCUAUGCCUACAGUCAAGCUGCAUAUGUCAAGUCACCUGAACAAAAGAGGAGACGCUUUACUGAGCAGACCCAGCUGCUGCGUGGGGGCAGUCAGGAUGACCUGGAGCGGGGCCUGAGCCCCCUGGCCCCUGGGGCCACCCAGCUGGAAGACUACCAGAGCAUCCUGGAGGAGGUCCUGACCUGGCUGCUGUCUGCAGAGGAUGGCCUGCAGGCCCAGCCCCGCAUCUCCUCUCACGUAGAGGAGGUCAAGGAGCAGUUCCACACCCACGAGGGCUACAUGGUGGAGCUGACGUCCCACCAGGGCAGUGUGGGCAGGGUGCUGCGUGCGGGCAGUGCCCUGCUGGGUGAGGGCCAUUUAACGGAGGAGGAGGAGAAAGAGGUCAGGGAGCAGAUGAACCUCCUCAACUCCCGCUGGGAACACCUCAGAGUGGCUAGCAUGGAGAAACAGAGCAGACUCCACGAGGUGUUGAUGGACCUUCAGCACCAGCAGUUGAAGCAGCUCACUGAUUGGUUGGAGCUGACAGAAGGGCGGAUCAAGCGGAUGGGGGCUCAGCCUAUGGGGCCAGACCUGGAGGAUGUUAAACACCAAGUAGAGGAACACAAACUGUUACAGGAGGACCUAGAGUUGGAGCAGGUGCGUGUUAACUCUCUGACACACAUGGUGGUGGUGGUGGAUGAGAACAGUGGAGACAGCGCCACCGCUGCCCUGGAGGAGAAACUACAGCACCUGGGAGACCGGUGGGCAGCCAUCUGUAAGUGGACAGAGGAGCAUUGGGUUCUGCUACAGGAGAUCCUACUCCAGUGGCAACACUUCACUGAGGAACAGUGUUCGUUUGACUCAUGGUUGACUCAGAAGGAGAAGUUGGUUCUGUCCAUCCAGAGCAGUGGCAUCAAGGAGCAGAGUGACAUGGUGGCCAACCUGAGAAAACUAGCGACGGUGAAGGGAGACCUGGAGGUGAAGAGACCGACCAUGGACAAGCUGUGUUCUCUGUGCCAGGACCUGGUCUCCUCAGUGAAGAACAAAGAGGUGGCCCAUAAGCUGGAGGCCCGGCUGGAGAGCUUCGCCCAACGCUGGGACAAACUGGUGCAGAGCCUGGAUAGGAGCAGCUCACAGAUCUCGCUGGCUGUAACCACGGUGCAGACCGCGCAGACGAAGCUGACACACUCGGUGACGGCGAGCGUAUCCAAGGUGACGACGCGUGAGAAGGUGGUGGUGAAGAAUACUAAAGCAGCGCUGCCCUCUCCACCGCCCCAGAAGAAGAGACAGAUUGUUGUCGAAUCAGAGCUCAGGAAAAGGUUUGACAUGGACUUCACUGAGCUGCACAGUUUCAUCACGCGCUCCAAGGCCAUCCUACAGAGCCCAGAGUUCUCCAUGUCCAGGAAGGAGGGCAGCGUACAGGAGCUCCACGAUAAAGUCCUGGCGAUAGAGAGGGAGAGGCCAGAGAAGUUGCGGAAGCUUCAGGAAGCAACUCGUUCGGCACAGGCUUUGCUCGAUCAGCUGGCGAGCGAGGGUGGUAGUAGGAGGGCUGAUGACAUCCAGAAAGCAGCCGAGGAGCUCAACACUCGCUGGGAUGGGUUCUGUGCCCUGCUGGCUGAGAGGCUGGAGUGGCUGGCCUACCAGAGCAAGAUCCUGGCCUUCUAUAACCUCUGGCAGCAACUGGAGCAAGCUGUAGUCAACUCUGAGAACUGGCUGAAGGUCCAGCAGCCACCGGCCUCAGAGCCUGAACCUCUGAAGCAUCAACUGGAGCGCUGCAGAGAGGAGAUAGCUCGUUUCUCCUCUCUGGAGCCCCAGGUCAACCUGCUAAAGGAGAAGCUGAAGGCACUUAGGGAGAAGGAGAAUGCUCCUGUCUUCUUCGAUGCAGACAUCACUGACUUCACACAGCAUCACCAGCAGGUCCUGGAUGAGCUCCAGGCCCGAGAGAGACAGCUGGUGCUGGUUCAGGAGAGCCUUCCUCCAGUGCUCUAUAAGGAGACAGUAUCUACUCUGUUGGCCUGGUUACAGCAGUGUGAGGCGAGGCUAACCAUCCCCUCUACAGCCGUCACUGAAUACCCUGUCAUGGAGGGGAGGCUGAAGGAUGUCAAGGUAAUGCAGGUUGCGCUUGCAGAGCACCAGAGGGAGGUGGACUACCUGACGUCUACAGUGGACCAGGUUUUUCAGAAGGCCCCUCCAGAGAUCAGUCACAAGUACAGGACAGAGAUGGACAGCAUCAUGACUCGCUGGAGACGCCUGUCCUCAACGCUAGGGGAACAGGCGACCAAGAUAACAGAGCUUAUGGCUAAAUUACUGCAGUUCCAGAAUGACGUGAAGACUCUGAGGAAGUGGAUGGCUGAUGUUGACGUGUUCCUGAAUGAGGAGUGGCCAGCGCUGGGGGACUCAGAGGCCCUGCAGAAACAGCUGGAGCAGUGCACUGCCCUGGUGAAUGACAUCCACACCAUCCAACCCAGUCUGAACGGCAUCAAUGAGGUGGGCGUGUCUCUGAAGACAGAGGCGGAGCCACCAUUCGCCAUCCAACUGCAGAAGGAGCUCGAUGAGCUGAACGCUAUGUGGGAGAUAAUCUGCAAACAGGCCUAUGCUAAGAAGUCCGCUCUGAAGGGGGGUCUGGACAAGACCAUGAGCCUGAGGAAGGAGAUGGCUGAGAUGCAGGAGUGGAUCACUCAGGCUGAGGAGGACUAUCUGGAGAGAGACUUCACCUACCAGACCCCUGAGGAGCUACGCAAGGCUGUGGAGGAACUCAAGAAGGGUCAAGAGGAGGUCCACUCUAAAGAGCUGAAGGUGAAGCUGCUGACUGACUCUGUGAACAGUUUCAUCUCCAAAGCCCCUCCGGCCGCCCACGAUGCCCUCAAGGCAGAGCUAGUCGUGCUGACCGCUAACUACCAGAGACUCUGCAGCCGCCUGGACGGCAAGUGUAAAACCCUGGAGGAGGUGUGGGCGUGUUGGUGUGAGCUGCUGUCCUACCUGGAGCAGGAGAACGGCUGGCUGGACCAGCUGGAGCAGAAGCUAGAUGAGACAGACAACAUCCAGGGGGGAGCAGAGGAGCUCUGUGAGGCCCUUGAUGCCCUGGACACAUUGCUGCGUCACCCUGAAGAUGGGAGGAACCAGAUCAGAGAGCUGUCUCAGACCCUGAUGGACGGAGGAGUUCUGGAUCAGAUGAUCCAGCACAAACUAGAUGCCUUCAACACACGCUGGGAUGAACUCAUGCAGAGGGCGGUUCGUCAGCAGCAGCAGCUGGAGAGGAGUGUGCAGUCGGCCCAGGAGAGUGACAAGACGCUGCGUCUCAUCAAUGACUCUCUGGACGCCACCGACCGCCACCUGUCUGCCUACAUCGCUGACCACAUCGACGCAGCACAGAUACCACAGGAGGCACAGAAGAUCCAGACAGAGCUGAAUGGUCACGAGGCGACUCUGGAAGACAUGAAGAAGAAGAAUACAGAGAGAGACCAGUCAGAGAGAGUAGCAGCCCAGAUCCACCUGAUACAGAAGAAACUCCAGGAGGUGUGUGUGAAGUUCAGGCUCUUCCAGAAACCUGUGAACUUCGACCAGCGUCUGUCAGAGUGUGAGAGGGUUCUCUGGGAUGUGAAGGCACAGCUGGGGGUGUUGGACAUACGCAGCGUGGAACAGGACGUGGUGCAGUCACAGUUGGAACAAUGCAUGAAGUUGUAUAAGAGUUUGAGUGAGGUGAAGUUGGAAGUAGAGACAGUGAUAAAGACAGGAAGACAGAUCGUUCAGAGACAGCAGACGGAGAAGCCUAAAGAGCUGGACGACAGACUCACUGCCCUCAAGCUGCUCUAUAAUCAACUGGGCGCGCAGGUGACGGAGGGAAAACAGGAACUGGAGAAGAGUCUGAAGUUGUCCAGGAAACUGCGUAAGGAGUUGAACAGCCUGACAGAGUGGCUAGCUGCUACGGACGCUGAGCUGACUAGGCGGUCUGCUGUGGAGGGGAUGCCCAGUGAUCUAGAGGCUGAGCUGGACUGGGCCAAGGCAACCCAGAAGCAGACAGAGAAGCAUGCUCCCCAGUUAAAGGCUGUAGUGGAGUUGGCUGAAGCCUUGAAGGCAGUGCUGAGAGGUCAGGAGAGCCUGGUGGAUGACAAGGUCCAGCUACUCAACUGUAACUGGGUCGCUGUCACCUCCAGGAGUGAGGAGUGGUUAAAGCUGCUGCUGGACUACCAGAGCCAGGUGGAGACGUUGGAUGUGAAUAUGAAGGUGAUAAAGGAGUGGAUGGAGGGAGCAGAGAAAGAGAUGGACCAGAUAGAGAACCAGGGACCCAACGACCCUGUCCUCAAGGGUCUGCGUGGGGACUUGGAGGUGAUGCAUAGUAAGGUGGAGGCGGUGCGGGUGCUAGGCCGGGGUCUGCUGGGGACUCGUGGGGAACACUGCCAGGCACAGCUGGGGCCCAAACUGGAAAAGCUCAACCAGCGCUUUGACAGCAUCGCACAGCGCAUCACUGCAGGACAGGCGGCAGCAUCAGCAGUGGAAGUGGAGCAGUUCCACAGUGAAGCUAAGAUCUGGCUGGACCUGCUGGAGGAAGAAGAGAAACAGGGAGAGAACCUCAAGGAGGAAGAUUUCACAGGACAGGACGGGAACUGUGAGGAGGGGGCAGUGAAGGAGCUGCUGCUGAAAGGACAGAAGCUACAGAGGAGAGUUCCAGACCUGGACAAGAAAGAACAGAUCAGAAUCAAACACAAUCAGCUCAACACUAAAUACAACAGUGUCAUGGACCUGCGUGGUGUGAGGAGGAGGAAGGCCCUGGCGAUAGCCCCCCAGUGGUACCAGUACCGUAGGAAGACUGAUGACCUUCUCCAGUGGCUGGACGACAUUGAGAGGAGCGUGGCUGAACUUCCUGAUCCAGCAGAGGAACAGAGGGUUAAGGAGAUUGGCUCAGAGUUCGAUGAGAAGAGUGAGGAUCUGAAAGAGGUGCAGGGAUUGGCCAAAGCGCUGUCAGACGCAGGGGCGACCUCGCUGGUGCAGCCCCGCCUCCUCCAGCUCAACACACGCUGGCAGGAGGUGGAGGCUAAAUUCACCCCCUACCGCCGACAAAGUGAGUACCUAGGAGAGCUGCAGACCCUGCUGCGCUCCGUCUCUGAGACAGACUUCCAACUGAACUCUCCUGAGUACUGGCAGGCCGUCUUCUACAACCUACCCCAGCAGGGACAGUGCCUUCAGGAGGUGAAGGUGAAUCUGAAGAACCUCCGCCCCCCUGUAGAGGGCGCUCUAGCCAGGAGAGAGGAGGUGGUGGCCAUCGCUACUCCAGCAGAGAGCACCAGGGUCCAGGAGACAGCUCUGCUGCUCAACACUAACUGGGACAAAGUCAACAAGUUGUACCUGGACAGGCUCAGGCGCUGGGAGACGUCGAAUGCUAAGUGGCUGAAGUUCAUAGCGGACCAGAAGGUGCUUGGUGAUUGGUUGAGUGGUGCGGAGACCACUCUGAAACAGGCGAAGACAGACCCUGCUGGGACCAGACCACACCUUAAGGAGCUGCAGGAGAGCGUGGGGGCCCAGGGGGGUGUGGUGGCAGGGCUGAACGCUGCAGGGAAGGAGAUCAUUGGUCAGAGUACCCAGGAGGGCGGAGCUCAGAUCAGGCUACAGCUCAACACCCUCAACACACGCUGGGUGAACGUCACCCAGGAGAUCGCAGAGAGGAAGAGGAGGUCUGCAGAGGCACGUACUGCAGCAAUGGGGCUGCAGGAGGACAUGGGGGAGUUCCUGUCCUGGCUGGAUGAUGCUGAGGAGGUAGUGGCCAUCCCCCUGACGCCUGGAGAUCACCACCAGAUGAACGCCACCCUGGAGAAAGUCACGGCUCGUGUGUUGGAACUACCAGCCAGACAGGACAAUGUGGAUACCAUCAACACGAGGACCGGCACCGUUCCCCUCCCUGCUGACAAACAGAAAGAAAUCAAGAUGAUCAACACACGCUGGGUACAGGUGUCUAAAAACCUGCCUGAGAAGCAGAGGCAGAUUGAGAGCUUGCUGAAGGAGCUGUCUCACUUCCAGGACCAGCUGACUUACCUCUCCUCGUGGACCUCAACCACCAGGACCACCCUAGAGGAAAACCCUGACAAUGUGGAACCCAAGCUCAUAGAUGAAGUCCAGGUCAAGAAGCCUGAGGUGGAGGGGGUGUUGGCUAAGGGCCAGGAGCUGUACAAGGACACACCUCCCAGCCAACCAGAGAAGGAGAAGUACCACAGUCUGAGUGAUGAUUGGAGGGCCAUUCAGGGGCAAAUGAUAGUACACCGAGAGAGGCUGGCCGCUCUGAGGAUCCAGAAAACCACCAUUGAGACCCUCCAGGGAGACGCCCCAGCCCUGGCUCAGUUCAACAAGGCCUGGGCAGAGCUCUCUGAUUGGCUAUCCCUGCUGGAUCAGAUGGUACAGACACAGAGGGUGACCGUGGCCGACCUGGACGACAUCAACCACAUGAUCGUCAAGACCAAGGGAGCACUGGGGGACAUGGAGCGGCGGCGCCCCCAGCUGGAGGGUCAGCUGACUGUAGCCCAGAACCUGAAGAACAAAACUAACAACCAGGAGACACGAGCUGCUAUCACCGACCGCAUUGACAGGUUGCAGACCCACUGGGAGGAGUCACAGGGCAGACUGGCUGAUAGACAUCAACAGCUACAGAACAUGCUGCAGGACUCCUCUGAUUGGUUGGACGCCAGGAAGGAGGUGGAACCUCUCAUCAAACGAGCCAAUGACAAGCUGGAGUCGUGGCAGGAUAUUUCCUACACCAUGGAUGCUCUGAAGAAGCAAAACACUGACCUCAAG
Messenger RNA from Salvelinus fontinalis (brook trout), 7560 nucleotides. Its product is annotated as dystrophin-like. Gene Ontology annotation, molecular function: protein binding; zinc ion binding. Gene Ontology annotation, cellular component: plasma membrane. NCBI's taxonomy places the organism in Eukaryota, Metazoa, Chordata, Actinopteri, Salmoniformes, Salmonidae. The record is from RefSeq and is a predicted model, not a curated record. Gene Ontology annotation, biological process: synaptic signaling.